AUGAAGGCAACAUUUGUUCUCUCCGUUCUCGCUUUCGCAUUUACUACUCGAGCUUGCGACCACUAUAAGUACUGCGCCUGCUUGAAUGCAGAUGGCACCACAAACGAUGAGAUCACCGGCAAGGUGUGCGACUUUGGCUACACUCGCAUCAAAGACCAGCCAUUUCUUGAAUGCAAGCACUUUAGUGGCAAUUGGUUCACAGGGUACUCGGCUUUCGAUAACUGCAAGUUUCGAGAGUCUUGCCAGUAUGUGGGUGGUACGGGUGAUUCACGAUGCCGAGCUAAGUACGGCAUAUUCAAAGCAUAA
Messenger RNA from Colletotrichum aenigma, 306 nucleotides. RefSeq lists its product as uncharacterized. NCBI's taxonomy places the organism in Eukaryota, Fungi, Ascomycota, Sordariomycetes, Glomerellales, Glomerellaceae. The transcript has a single exon. The record is from RefSeq and is a predicted model, not a curated record. Bases 1 to 306 code for a protein of 101 amino acids.